Thecamonas trahens ATCC 50062 is the source of this 783-nucleotide messenger RNA. RefSeq lists its product as uncharacterized. The record is from RefSeq and is a predicted model, not a curated record. Bases 53 to 748 code for a protein of 231 amino acids. The transcript has a single exon. Lineage: Eukaryota; Apusomonadida; Apusomonadidae.
GUCGUCGCAUCUCGUUGUGGUCUCACAGAAUGAGCACUCGCUCUCGUUGGAGAUGGUGAUCGAACUGAUGGAGGAGAGCAAGUCGCAUGGCGCCCUGGCCCUCCGAUUUGCGGCUGAGGUGUGGAGAGAGGAGCGUGUUCUGGAGCAGGCCCUCGAUGAGAUGACUCGGAUACUGGGUGAGGGAAGGGUGAAACGGCUGCAGCUGGUGGUGGAUCUGCGAUGGGUGCUCGACGAGGCUGUCCGCAGCUACGUCCUGCCUCAGCUUGCGACCACCAAGAUGACGAUGGAGACUGUGUGCGAGCAGGUAAUGUGCUCAGCCGGCUUGGUGCUCGACACCGAGUCGCUCCUUGCCGAGCACGCCGCCACCUUUGUCCUCUUUGGCCCUUCGCACCAUCAUCCCCAGCCGAACACCUUUGCCGACGCGUAUCCAUCCGAUGCGGCCGAGGACGCAUGGUGGGCCGAGGCACGAGACCAGGUUGCUGCUGCUGUUGCAGUCAAUGCGCGGGUCCGCGACGCGCCGUCAGCGUCCGACACUAUCUCCUUUGACGCACUGAUGGCCUCGUCCCGAACCAUCAACGCCGACACCGCCACCGCGCUCCACAACACAGCCACCGAGCUCUGGCUUUAUACAACCUCGGCAUCCACCACGGAGAAGGCACUGAGCUCGCUCCCGGUCACUGCCAUCAUCUCGUCGCGUCCGUUUGCCGCCUUGCAGCAGCUCGCCGCUCUCUCGCGAAUUGCUGCCUGACCCCUCGCCCCCACCCCCACCUCCCAAUGUCGCCC